GCUUUUCGAAGGGAUGCGAUUAGUAACUCAUUAGCAGACGAAUGAAUCUGAACGACGGAACGGUACGUUUGAGGCGGCCAUCAGACCAUCGGACGUCGGCCACUUUCCAAAUGGACGCUCCCGACGAAGGUCGGCCGCCGUCGUCGCACGAGGAAGCCACACGGGCGAGAGAUUCGACUCCAGACUCGCGUUUUACGAUUGUCGAAGACCUUCUAACGUCCGAGGUUGUCUACUACGACCGUCUGAAGACCGUUUUUCAUACCUACGCCAAUCCGUUGAGCAAGUGGGGUCUGACGGGUACCGAUCAUGACAUGCUGUUCGGUGGUGUCGACGAGCUGCUGCGUUUGGUUGAGUCGUUCAUCAGACAGUUGGAUGAGAGUGUGCAGAAUUGGGAUGCCAGUAUGGUCAGCGUGGGUGGGAUCCUCAACGGUCUUGGAUCAUUCUGGCAUGCGUAUGAACUGUAUUGUGGCUCACAGAGACAACUGCUAAGGAGAUUGAAGGACAGAGAGAAGAACACAGCAUUCAAAGCAUUCCUGGAUGUUAGAAGGGAAUCAUCACCCAACCGGCUGUCUCUUGAAGCUCUACUAACCUUGCCUGUUCAACGUGUUUCAGAGUAUCAUCACUUACUGGGUCAACUGUUUGACACGAUGGAGCACGAUCAUCCCGAUUUUGACCACCUCUCUGAUGCUGUAGCCAAAGCUAAUCAGCUCGUUCAGAGGAGGCAGGAAGAGGCCAUCUUCUUGGAGAACCAAAUAAAGUUAGCUCAAGUACAGGAACGUUUCUCACAAAACCUUUAUCUCAAUUUGCCUCUUGACUGUGUUGACUCUGAUGGCAGGAAAAAGAAGAGUAGUUUACCCGGCCACAGGUAUGGUAGUCAUGGAAGUGGUGGUAAUCGUAUCAGAAAUGGCGGAGUUCGAGGAGUUUCACAUAAUACAUCACCAGGAUUGGCUCUUAGAGCAUGGAAAGGAGGUCCCAUUAGAACGACCAUUCGAUCAUACGUGAAAGAAGGAGUCGUCCAGUUUAGAACCGGUUAUAGUCAUCAAGAUCGAUACCUCGUUCUCUUUACUGAUUUAUUGCUCGUUGCGAAGGCAAAAUCUCAGAGCACGUUUAGGUUGAAACAGAGACUGCGAGUGAGUGAGAUGUGGUUGGCCGACUGUAUCGAAGAAGUGUUUGAAACAUCACAGAAAGAAGAGUUAUCGUUCGUACUCGGAUGGCCAACCACCAACACAGUGGCAACAUUUGGGUCAAAGGAAGACAGAGAUGCAUGGUAUGUGCAGCUGAGCAGAUACAUCAACAAACAGAGAGACAUGGUCGAGCCUCGGUCUGUGUCUCUCAAAGUGUAUAACAGAGCCGGAGAUACGGUUAAUAAUCCUCAAUUCCAGAUAGUCAAUGUCGAUCGUAAUGACACUGCACAAGAAGUAGUCAGUUUGGCACUGGAAACGGUCGGCUUAAAAGAUGAUCCUAAGGGCUAUCAACUGUGGGUGAUCUCAGGCAAGGAGGAGUCUGCAUAUCCUCUCAUUGGUCAUGAGUAUCCUUAUGCUAUCAAACUCCAUCACGUGAGGCAUACCUUGGACAGCGUUGAAAACGACCAGUUGAGACACGUCAGCAAGCGCGGUCAAUGUCAGUUCAUUCUAAAGAAGAGGAAAAAGGCACAAACGAGUACAACUCAGCAAAGUCUAACACCCAGAAGAUUUCUCUACAAAUCAAUAAGGAAGGCACCAUUUGUUCAAUGGGCUACAAAGCGUCGGACGGGAACACCUCACGGUUCCCAAGAGCGACUAGAUUGUCUCCAGUUGUUUGGUGUUAGUCUGUCAAAAGUGACUAAGGAUGGUGUAUUACCGAAGUCGAUUCUGGACAUACUGGUGCGUUUGUACAAGGAGGGUCCAUCCGUACCGGGAGUGUUCAGACGCUCGUGCAAUGCUCGUUUGGCUAGAAAAUUGAAGGAAUCUCUAAACAACGGAGAGGAUGUGUCAAUUGGUGAUGCUGACAUUUUGGUGUUGGCUACAGUAAUGAAGGAAUUUCUUCGAAGUUUGCCUGAUUGUAUAUUUUGUUGUGAAAACUUUGCCGAUUUGGUGGCUACGAAUCAAAAUACGGAAGACUUAAAUCGAGUAGACGGGAUUCUCAGGGUAAUGGAUCGACUGCCGUUGUGUAAUUACAUUGUAUUGCGACAUUUUAUGUGGGUGCUGUACCGAGUGGCAGAAAACUCAGAACAUAACAGCAUGGAUGCUCAUAAUAUUGCAAUAUUGCAUUGUGUGUGUCGCCGAGUCUCUUGUGGGGAGUAG
Messenger RNA from Corticium candelabrum, 2282 nucleotides. Its product is annotated as rho GTPase-activating protein 20-like. The transcript has 23 exons. Lineage: Eukaryota; Metazoa; Porifera; Homoscleromorpha; Homosclerophorida; Plakinidae. Gene Ontology annotation, biological process: signal transduction. Gene Ontology annotation, molecular function: guanyl-nucleotide exchange factor activity; GTPase activator activity. The record is from RefSeq and is a predicted model, not a curated record. The coding region runs from base 42 to 2282 and encodes 746 amino acids.